AGAAAUGAAUCGAUAAUGAAAAACAACAUUCCCAGUCCCAGCUAGGUGCGGCUAGUUCGCAUCUAUCCAUUCACGAAUAUGGUUUUCCCAGCAGUUUCAUCCACUUUAUUAUUUUUACUCCUACUGCGAUUCGCGGAGGUUCAAGGAGGAGUCUUUAACGAACGCAUUGUGGGCGGAGAUGAACUGGCUAUACAUAAUUCACCCUGGCAGGUCUCCAUACAGAUCAGUGCCCGGCAUGAAUGUGGAGGUGUCAUCUACAGUCAAGAGAUUAUCCUCACAGCUGCCCAUUGUAUCAAAGACAAGUCUACGACUCUGAUGAAAGUACGCGUGGGAGCCAAUCAACACAAUUUUGGAGGCACCCUAAUACCAGUGACGGCCUACAAGAUCCAUGAGAAAUACGAUUCCAAGUAUUUGCACUAUGACAUUGCUGUGGUACGACUAUCGGAAACCCUGACAUUUAGUCUAAAUAUCAAAGCAAUCAAUUUGGCCAGCGAAAGUCCUGUGGGGGGCAGCAGUGUAUCCGUGACCGGUUGGGGAUCUCAGCAGGAGGAUUCUGGCUAUAGCGGUUAUGCCGAUGGCCUGCAAACGGCUCAACUGGAGAUUAUUGCACGCGAAGAAUGUGCUUCAACCAAGUACGGAUAUGGCUGGGAUUUUGUGGGUGAGGAAAUGAUUUGUGCCGCUUCUUCAUCAAGCUCUGAACGUCUUAGCGAUGCCUGCACUGGCGACUCUGGUGGUCCACUGACAACCACAACACCAGUGCUUCUUGUAGGUCUUGUCUCUUGGGGAUAUGGAUGUGGACAGAUCAAUUAUCCUGGUGUCUAUAUUGAUGUGGCUAUUCUACGUCCCUGGAUAGUUAAAGCAGCAAAUGCAGUAUAAAUAACACUAAUUAUUGAAGCAAAGCUCACAAUUUGCCCAUUUGCAAACUUAAUGUACCAAAUAAACACUUGAAUAUUAUAAAACCCU
Messenger RNA from Drosophila willistoni, 963 nucleotides. RefSeq names its product trypsin iota. The transcript has a single exon. The record is from RefSeq and is a predicted model, not a curated record. Gene Ontology annotation, molecular function: serine-type endopeptidase activity. NCBI's taxonomy places the organism in Eukaryota, Metazoa, Arthropoda, Insecta, Diptera, Drosophilidae. Gene Ontology annotation, biological process: proteolysis. Bases 79 to 876 code for a protein of 265 amino acids.